AGUGUCCAAACUCCAAAGCACUUGUGUGUUUUUUUUUCCAAAAAUUUCCUCCCUCUCCUUUCUUUCCCCAGCAUUUGGUAGUCCAUUCCAAAUUCCAAUGCAAAUGAACAAGAAGGAAAUAUGGAGGUUGGUGUUCGUACUCUUCUUGGGGCAGUUGGUCUCAUUCUCCUUGGCAGUUACCAGCUUCAUUGCUUCUUAUAUUGCUUAUCUUGGUAUCGACACACCAUUGACACAAUCUUUCUGCACAUACCUUGCACUGUCUCUGGUCUAUGGUUCCAUCUUCUUGUGUAGGCGUUCUAAAUUAGUGGUUCCUUGGUAUUGGUAUCUUGCUUUGGGCUUUGUUGAUGUUCAAGGGAAUUACCUUGUUGUCAAGGCCUAUCAAUUCUCGUCGAUAACCAGUGUGACAUUAUUGGACUGUUGGACUAUACCAUGGGUCAUGAUCCUAACUUGGUUUGCUAUCAAGACUCGGUAUUCACUGUGGCAAUUUGUUGGUGCCGCUAUAUGCGUGAUAGGACUUGCUUUGGUACUCCUCUCUGACAGCAAAUCGUCUAGUGGAGAUGGAAACAAACCUCUUUUGGGGGAUGCACUUGUUAUUGCAGGGACAUUCUUUUAUGCAAUGAGCAAUGUAGGAGAGGAGUUCUGUGUUAAAAGGAAAAAUCUUUUUGAAGUGCUUACUAUGCUUGGUGUUUUUGGAGCUCUAGUCAGUGUAUGUGAGAUAUCUAUUGUUGAGAGGAAGACCCUAGAGUCAAUUCAAUGGUCUCCUUCAGUGAUAGCUCUGUACGUCGGCUAUGGUGCAGCGGGCCUUUCAUUUUAUACACUUCUCCCAUUUAUUCUAAAAAUGAGUGGAUCAGCUUUAUUCAAUCUUUCGCUCCUCACAUCAGACUUGUGGGCUGUUGUCAUCCGCAUUUGCAUUUACCAUGAACAGGUGAGUUGGCUCUAUUAUCUGGCCUACAGUGUUGUGGCCAUUGGACUAAUAAUAUAUUCUUUCAAUGAUACUGGUUCUGCUGCUGAAACAACAAUUGACGAUGAGGAAACAGCAAAUUUGCAAGAGCCACUAAGUCCAGAAAAUGCAGUAACCUAUGUUUCUUGAUAUUUAAUUUUAGACAUUGGAUACUCAAGCAAGCUGAAUUAUUUACAAUUGAGUUGGAAGCCUGGUUUACUUCAAGAAGAAGCCUAAGUUGAAGUUUGAAUUCUUAAUUUAUUGCUUGAUAAUACUAAGUUAUGAAAUUGUAAUCAUAUCAAAAUUUCUUUAAAGAAUGUUGCAUGUUGCAUAUUCCAACAAAAUGCUUACAAGAGGCAAUUUAUGGUAACAAGAU
Dioscorea cayenensis subsp. rotundata (Guinea yam) is the source of this 1316-nucleotide messenger RNA. Its product is annotated as solute carrier family 35 member F2-like. NCBI's taxonomy places the organism in Eukaryota, Viridiplantae, Streptophyta, Magnoliopsida, Dioscoreales, Dioscoreaceae. Bases 98 to 1090 code for a protein of 330 amino acids. Gene Ontology annotation, cellular component: membrane. The transcript has 11 exons. Gene Ontology annotation, molecular function: transmembrane transporter activity. The record is from RefSeq and is a predicted model, not a curated record. Gene Ontology annotation, biological process: transmembrane transport.